CUCCAAUUCACCAACAUGUUCCAAUCUAUAAUUCUCAAUGGUGUAUUUAUGAUUUUUGGAGCUGCAGCCAUUCCGACGGUCAACCUCGCGAAUCAAGGGAAUCAUUGGGUGCCUGAUUGUGCUACUGUCAGUGAAGGCUCUUUCUUACCGGACCCGUUUGAUUGUAACAAAUUUUGGAUUUGUACAAAUGAUGGGCCAAAGCAGGGGACUUGCCCUCCAGGAUUGGAAUUCAACCCAACUAUUGCAGGGUGUGAUUUUCCACACAAUUUCGUUUGCACUCCAGAAGCCACCAGUACUCCAAUUGUAACUGUAACCAUAACACCUACCACAGUAACUACCAGGCCAACCACUACUCCAACGCCGACCACCACCAUGACUCCAACCACGACUGUAACCACAACCACAACACCAACAACAAGGCCCACCACUACUCCAACGCCGACCACCACCAUGACUCCAACCACGACUGUAACCACAACCACAACACCAACAACAAGGCCAACCACAAGGCCAACCACUACUCCAACGCCGACCAUAACCAUGACUCCAACCACGACUGUAACCUCAACCACAACACCGACAACAACGCCAACUACAAGGCCAACCACUACUCCAACGCCUACCACAACCAUGACUCAAACCACGACUGUAAGCACAAGCACAACGCCAACUACUACUUCAAUGCCAACAACAACGGGCACAAGCACGACACCCUCUGGAUGCCCUGAGAGUUUUCCACUGGUCCUUGGACCUUCUUGUUACUUCUUUUCACCUCCUGAACAAUUCCUAAGUUGGGGAACCGCCAAGAGCAUUUGUCUGCAAAGAGGUGGUCAGUUGGCGGAAAUAGUGGAUCAAACAGAUGAAAAUGCUAUCGACUCAUACAUAAGAGCCAACUUUGACGUACUUAAUACCGAUUAUCGAUGGUGGUUAGGAGGGAAUGACAUUGAUAAUGAAGGAUCCUGGAUCUGGGAAACCACUCGCGUUCCCAUCUCGUAUUCCGCAUGGUUCUCUGACCAGCCAGAUGAUGACAAAGGCCGAGAAGAUUGUUUGAUCAUUAGAAAAGAGGGCCGAAAUGAAGAUCUCAUUUUUGGUUGGGAUGAUCGGGAUUGCUCGGAUAACCAUUCAUACAUUUGUCAAUUCAGACUUUAAAGAGAGGUGUUGUUAUAUUUAGAGUUUAUUCUGCA
Molecule: messenger RNA, 1184 nt
Organism: Tigriopus californicus
Lineage: Eukaryota; Metazoa; Arthropoda; Copepoda; Harpacticoida; Harpacticidae
Product: mucin-2-like
Exons: 2
Coding region: 16-1149 (377 amino acids)
Biological process (GO): biological process involved in interspecies interaction between organisms
Cellular component (GO): external side of plasma membrane; extracellular region
Molecular function (GO): chitin binding; carbohydrate binding
Source: RefSeq, a predicted model, not a curated record